AUGUCGUCCUCCUGCCCUGCACCGCCAACACCGGUACCGGUAUCAGAUCUGUUGACUCUCGUCAUAACGACGUCGCCGACACCCUCAGCCCCUUCAACCGAGCUCCUGGACGCGGUGUUCCAGUCCAUCCGCCUCCACUGCGGCGACCUCCUGGCAUGUCGCAUUAUCGUUGUCCUCGACACCUUUGAGCGCAUAGGUGAAGUUUCUAGGUUAAAGAAAGGCCAAGUUACAGGGGAAGGGGCCGAAGACUUUCGAAAAUAUAAAGAUAAUGUCAAAGGUCUUGUCUUGGGGGCGUACGGGCAUCGUCCAGACAUCAAGGAUGAGUUGGUUCAGGAGCAAGGCGAAGCCGAAUAUGGCUACAAUGGCAGAACGGCAUCCGCCACCACAAACAUGGCGACAUAUACCUUGAGCCGGACGCAAGAUUUCCAGGUUUCCUUCAUCGAGCCAUCGGAGAGGCUGGGCUUCGGAUUGGCUGUGCGAACGGCUCUGAGGAUAACGACGACGCCAUACGUGUGGAUCCACCAGCAUGACUGGACGCUCGUCCACGACAUACCCGUGGCACCGAUACUGGACGUCAUGAAGAACAACGAUGUGGAUGGAGAGGGGCCCGUGAAGUACGUCUGCCUCGCAUCGGUGCGGAUGCUUCAGUACGCCGAGACGGCUCACGUGCAAGACUUUGCGCAUUUGCGGGCGUUGACUGCCAAGCUCAAGAACGACUUCACCUCACACUCGUACCCCGGGACCAAGGUGCCGCUGACACCCAUGUUCUUCUGGCACGACAAACCGCACAUCGCCUCGACGCAACACUACCUGUCCCGGGUUUUCCCGACGCGGCUGGCAAUACCAAGGGGCGCCUUCAUCGAGGACACGAUCGGGCACCGCGCGAGAACGCAGAUGAAGGAACAGGGCAUGUGGGCGAGAUGGGGCUGCUGGCUGUUUUAUCCGGGCGAGGGCAGGCAGUUAUGUCUGAGGCAUUUAGAUGGCAGACGUUGGAGAGGCGCGGAGGCGGAAACUACUCUCAAGGCGAUGUAUAAACAGACAAGCAGAGGGUCAACACCAACACCAACACCAACACAUACGGAGGGUUGA
Colletotrichum higginsianum IMI 349063 is the source of this 1089-nucleotide messenger RNA. RefSeq names its product Alcohol dehydrogenase. The transcript has a single exon. The coding region runs from base 1 to 1089 and encodes 362 amino acids. The record is from RefSeq and is a predicted model, not a curated record. Lineage: Eukaryota; Fungi; Ascomycota; Sordariomycetes; Glomerellales; Glomerellaceae.